GACGACGACGCCACGGAUGCUUCGGUACUCGAGCCCCAGUCGCCGACAAGAGACGUCGCCAGAGACCGCCGACUCGAUGCUGGCCUUCGUCAACGGCGUCUGCCGCUGCUGCCUCGGCGUCGACCUCUGCGCCACGAGCCCACUGGUCGUCUACCUCGCCGAGGGCCCGCUCAUCAAGAAGGGCGACUACGCCCACUUUCGCUACUUUGUGCUCGACUCGAACGGGUUCCUCAAGUACUACGAGAUCCCGGUCAAGCAGACAAUCAACGACAUGGGCGACGUCGUCGUCCACAUCCCCAAGAACAAGCUCACGCUCACGAACCAGCUCACGACCCGCAAUUUGCGAGGCGUCAUGCUGCUGCAUCCGUCGCUGUGCGCGACCGAGUUUGAGAUCUCGGGCUCGGGCCUCGACCUCACUUCGCUCAACCAGACCACGUCGUCGCUCAACUCGGAGAUGCGCUGCGUGCGCCGGACGCGCGAGAUCCUCGUGACCGGCUUUGCGACCAACGGGACGCUCACGUCGUGGAAGCUCCAGGCCUCGAGCCACUCGCACUACGACAUGUGGGUCAAGGCCUUCCGCAUCGCGAUGCGCCCGGUAUGGGUGCCCAACUCGAAGCACUGCCAGAUUUGCCACGGCACGUUCUCUGCCUUCUUCCGCCCGCACCACUGCCGCAAGUGCGGAACGUGCGUGUGCUACCAGUGCUCGCACUUGAUCCCGCGUCUGCCGCUGCUCGGCUACACGGACCCCGUCCGCAUCUGCUGCGACUGCGACCCGCUGCCCGAGCCGUUCUUGCCGGGCACGAAGGUGCUUGUCUAUGGCAUCCGCGUCGGCACGAUCGUGCAAGGCUCGUCGGACGCAGCCAUGGUCCACGUGUCGAUGCCGGCGCGCGAGACGAUCCAGCGCGUGCACAUUCGGUACGUCGAGCGCUACUCGGAGAUGAUCCUCGCCGCGAACCGCAUCAAGUCGCGCCUCAAGUCGUACUUGGCGUACCGCCUCUUCCGCACGCAGCUGCACUUCCACACGUGGAGCCUCCUCGAGACGCUCGAGGAGCAGCGCGCGGUGCAGACGGUCAAGAUCCUCAAGACGUCGAUCAGUGUCAACGAACUCCAGUCGCUCACGCCCGCGUGGAGUAACUCGUGGGACCAAACCGCCGAGCUCCAGAACCAAAACCUCCCGGACAAUGUCGUGCCGGCGUCGUACCGCGGCGCGCACCUCACGUUCCCGCUCACGGAAAACCAAGUGCUCAAGCUCGUCGACGCCUUCCGCAACGGCCUCCCGCUGCAUCAAGCCUACGUCACGCGCCUCCUCAACCUCAUUCUCGAGCAGCCACUCGUGUGCAUGAGCCGGCUCACGAUCCCGAACGGCGUCCAGGUCGUCAUCGUUGGCGACCUCCACGGCCAGUUUGAGGACCUCAUGACGAUCUUUGACCGCAAAGGCGUGCCGAGCAAGCACGUGUGGUACGUCUUCAACGGUGACUUCGUCGACCGCGGCCUCCACGGUGUCGAAGUCAUCUUGACGCUGCUCGCGUACAAGCUACUGUACCCGUCCUACGUGUUUUUGAACCGCGGCAACCACGAGGCGUCGAUGCUCAACCACGUGUUCGGCUUUGAAGAAGAAGUCAUGCGCAAGUACCGCGACUCUGGCGCGCUCUUCUUGCUCUUUGAGCAAGUGUUCAACCGCCUUCCGCUGUGCACGCUCGUGCAAGAUGCGAUCUUUAUCGUGCAUGGCGGCGUGCCCCACAACCCGGGCGUGACGCUGGCCGACAUCCAGGCCAUUGACAUUGAGCGCGAGCCGCCCACCGGCGCGAGCGGGCUUUUGGCCGACGACAUUUUCUGUCAAAUGCUCUGGAACGACCCGCAGCCGCACACGGGCAUCACCGUCUCGAAGCGCGGCUGCGGCUACGAGUUUGGGCCGGACGUGACGCAGGCGUUUUGCAAGACCAACAACCUCCAGAUGAUCAUUCGGUCCCACGAGUCGCACGAGGACGGCUACGUCGUGUGCCACGACGGGCUCAUCCUCUCGGUCUUCUCGGCGUCGGCGUACUGCGGGUUCCAGACCAACAAGGGCGCGUUCGUGGUCGUCACGAACGAGCUCAAGCCGUACGUGGUUCAGUUUUACGCGCAGCCGCUUCAAAAGUACACGUGCCACCGCAACUGGCGCGCGCAAACCAAGGCGUUUGAGGACAAGACGCUCUGGAGCCUCCAAGAACUCAUUGGCCAAAAGUGCGACGCGCUCCGCCAGUACUUUCGCGGCCAGCCCUUCUGGCGCAUGUUCCUCACGCGUCUCCAGUGGAAGCAAGCGCUCACCGACGUCCUCGGCGUGCCCGUGCACUUUCUGCUCUACGCGCCGCAGCUGGUCGUGCUCGACGACCAUGGCAAGAUCGACUGCUACGAGUUUCUCCGGUACUAUGAAGUGUCGAGCGAGACGGACGUGCCGUGGUGCCACGAGAUGCUCGGGCGCAUCUUUGGUGCGAUCCUCCAGGACGCAGACCCGGCGCUGCCGGAGCGGUCGCUCAUGAAGCGCGCGUUCGAGUACUUUGACCGGUCGCUCAAGCAGCGCAUCACGUUUGACGACCUCAAGGACACGCUGCGUGUGCUCGGGUACCUCGAGGCCAAGCCCGCGUCGCUCCCCAUGUCGUCGUCAUCGCUCUCGGUGCCCAUGUCGUCGUCGCUCUCGUCCUUGACGUCACCGCCGAGCCGGGCGAUGCGCAACUCGAUGGCGAGUCUCUACCGCGACGAAGCGAGUGUGGCGACCGCCGACGACAAGGAGGACGACGACGACGUCGUGCUCUCGGAGCAGCAGGCGUUUGAGCUCAUGCAGUACCUCGACACGAACGAAGACGGGAUCGUGGGCGAAGACGAGUUUGCGACGACGUUUUACGCGGUCAUUGGCCACUCGCACGCGCACUACGCCGCUUCGUCGUAGCCCCAAGUACAUACAUCCACAUAUAUAUAUAUCGAUAUAUCAAGUGCGG
This is a messenger RNA of Saprolegnia parasitica CBS 223.65, 2975 nucleotides long. RefSeq lists its product as hypothetical. The transcript is spliced from 5 exons. Bases 17 to 2926 code for a protein of 969 amino acids. The record is from RefSeq and is a predicted model, not a curated record. NCBI's taxonomy places the organism in Eukaryota, Oomycota, Saprolegniomycetes, Saprolegniales, Saprolegniaceae. Gene Ontology annotation, molecular function: protein serine/threonine phosphatase activity; calcium ion binding. Gene Ontology annotation, cellular component: cytosol; nucleus.